This is a messenger RNA of Lodderomyces elongisporus, 1008 nucleotides long. It is a transcript of the gene LHP1, whose product is annotated as Lhp1p. The transcript has a single exon. NCBI's taxonomy places the organism in Eukaryota, Fungi, Ascomycota, Pichiomycetes, Serinales, Debaryomycetaceae. Gene Ontology annotation, molecular function: RNA binding. Gene Ontology annotation, cellular component: nucleus; ribonucleoprotein complex. The record is from RefSeq and is a predicted model, not a curated record. Bases 1 to 1008 code for a protein of 335 amino acids. Gene Ontology annotation, biological process: RNA processing.
AUGUCAGACAACAUUUACCAGGGUGAAGAUUUUGACGAAAAGGUCAUUAGACAAGUAGAAUUCUACUUUUCGGACUCUAAUUUGCAACUGGAUAAAUUUUUGUGGAAAAUUUACGAGGCAAACGAUGGAUGGGUCGAGUUGAAAACCAUUUUGACUUUUGGUAGAAUGAAACAAUACAGACCAGAAGAGAAGGUUAUCGAAGCUUUGAAGAAGAGUACAAAAUUGGAACUCUCGGCUAAUAAUGAAUUGAUCAAGAGAACUGACCCAUUGAAGGACUUUGAUGAGGUGAAAAAUACAAAGAAGAAGAAUACCGUUCACAUUGAAGGUUUCCCACAUGAAUUGAACCAGGACCAAAUUGAAGCUUGGUUUGGUGAAAAAGUUGUACCUUCAUUACCCAAGGAGAAGGAUUUCAACUCCAUUAGAAUGAUCAAGACCAGGGCAAAGAAAGAGUUCUUUGGUGUUGUGGACGUUGAGUUCAAGACCGAAGAGGAUGCCAAAUAUGUUGUUGAAGAUGUCGAAUUGUCAUACGAAAAGGGUGUUAUUCCAAAGGAUGAAGCCACCAAUAUCGAUAAGAAGGAUCUUUUGAAGAAGAUGUCGCAAUUGACUUUCCAAGAAAUGAGAGAAAGUGGUAAAAGAUUUGGUCAAAAUGAAGUUACUAAAAGACGCAAUAGCUUUAACGACAACAAAGGCAAAGGUAAGAAGUACCAGAAAGGAGGUAAAGGAAAAAAGAAUGACAACAGAAAAGGCAGCGGUAGCGAAGAAGAUGCUCAUAAGAAGGAGGAGCUUGCUGCAGAUGAGAAAGAAACACUUAAUAAGAUUGAUGAAGGUAAUGGACGUGGCCACGAAGAAGAUGUCGAAAAGAAGAAGGAACUUGCUGCGGACGAGAAAGAAACUGUUGAUAAGAUCGAUGAAGGUAAUGGACAUGGCCAUGUAGAAGACGUCGAAAAGAAGAAGGAGCUUGCCGCAGACGAAAAAGAGACACUUGAAAAGUUAGAAGAUAAAGCGUAA